This is a messenger RNA of Gasterosteus aculeatus aculeatus (three-spined stickleback), 1780 nucleotides long. Its product is annotated as transmembrane protein 82. Lineage: Eukaryota; Metazoa; Chordata; Actinopteri; Perciformes; Gasterosteidae. The record is from RefSeq and is a predicted model, not a curated record.
AGAGAAGCGUCUUCAUUCAUUGGGAGGUGAUUAGACUGCCAACCACUCUUAUCCCAAUUGACCCUUGGACCCGAAACACAAAGCCCACUCUGACCUAAAGACAACAGUUGGGUUUACAAAAAUUCAACAUUAACUGCCUUUUAGCUUCUAAUCAGCUUCUUGGAUUGAAGAAGCAUGAGCAAGAGAUCAUAGCAUUUUUCUGUGUGCUUCUUGAGAUAUUACCUGGAAAAACAAACAUGUUUUUGUCCUUCCCCUGGAGCUGGGGAAUUUUUGAAUGGAAAUUUAUAGAUUCAAACUCAAUAGACUGUUUUUUUCGAGGGCUCGUGGGUGCAUGUGGAAUAUCGGUGCUGUGCAAUUUGAUAAGAGUUUACAACCUUAUUGAAACAUGCAGGGAUUCUGAGACUAAAACUGAAAGCAAACCGAGUUUAUUCUCACUUGGCAAUCUUCUGAGAAGGAACUGUAUAAAAGCUCUUCAGUUCUGGUUUCUGACGGUCCUCCUGUCUCUGGUGGGCUCGAGGGUCUCCUCUCUCAUAGUCCUGGAGUUUUCUCUCAGAGCCGUUUCUGCGUGGGCAUCAGCAGGCCUGGAUGCCCGAAGCAGAGGCCUGGACCUGCUCCUGACCCAGUGCCAGUUCUCCCUGGGAUGCGCCCUCACCUGUACCCUGCACUUCCUCCAUCAGGGGGCUCCACACAGCUCCCUCAGCUUGUUUCUGGCAGCUGCUCUCAGCUGGGCACUGGCCAGUGCCUGCCGCAGUUUGUGGAGCCAUGUGGCCAGACUCUACCCGCUACAUAGCAAAGAGGGUUACUGUGGGAAGUGCAGCACCCUCCUGGCCUCUGGACACACCAUAUUGGCUUCAGUACAAAGAGCGGUUGUCUUGGCCUUUGCAAUAGCGAGCGUGGCGUCCACUUCUACCGUUUAUGACCACUUCCUGUCCCAGAAAGAUGCUCUAAAGUUUUGGACUCCAUUGACACUCUGCUACACCCUGUUGGUUGUCUACAUUCAAGAGGAUCAGCGGCGGCAGACUGGCACUGAGGCAAUGCUACACACCGUCGUGCUGAGACUGGGAGCCUUACUGGUGCUCAUGUUGACAAUGGGCAACUGGUCUGAUGUCCUCCACGUCCUCUUCAGUUUCCUGGGUGAAGCAGUCUGCCUACUGCCUUCUCAGGACCUGCUGAAAGCCGCGUUACAGGAAGAAGAAGAAGACAUGAGAGGACCUCCAGCAGCAAGGCAAAGGAACACAAUGAAAAGAUCAUCAGAUCGAUAAUCUACCUCAAAUAUCAGAAACUACCUCAUAUGUCAAGAUAUCUCAAUACCUUUAAGAAUAAUAAAACGAUCAUUGUCGCCAUGCUUCAGAUGAAUUCUGGACUUAACUGUUUUUGAAACCUGUUUUAAAAUAAGAAACAGAAGGAGGAGUUUGUAAUUUUACGCCAUAAAGAAGCUGCUGUCUCAUUUCCAGUGUUAACUUGAAGAUUUGGCAUUUAUGUUAUUUUGAUGUUGCAUGUUAUGUAAGUCAAAUACAUGGAAACGCGUUGUCGAGCUGCCCACUACAUUUGUAAUGCAGAUGUUUUUUUAAAUCUAUAACACAGCAUAAUUAUACCUAGCCAAGACUAAUAUUUCCCUCAUGAAUAAAACUCAAAAAGCAUUAAUUAAUAGCAGAAGAGUGAGCAGCAUAGUGACCGACAAAAAAAUGUAUAAUGGAGAAAACAUUUCUAUAACGUAUGGUUAUACAUAUUAUAAUUCCUGUACUUUGAAGGGAGCUUUAUAAAGUUUUUUGGAAAAGGA